CCCUGCCCCGGCGCGUUUGCACGUCCGGGACGUGGGAGGGUGCGCUCUCCUCCCGCUCGGCGAGGACGUCCCACCUUUAGAGAUGCCCUGUCCCUACCUUGAAGCUGCCAGAGGGAAAGCUUAGCUGAAGUCCAUGGCCCAAAAUGAGUCUGCCAGCGGAGACUCCCUUCCAUAAAGAGGGAGGCCAGAUCAGAGGCUGGGAUGAGCAUGCCACUGCACCAGACCUCUGCCAUUCCUUCUCAGGAUGCUACUUCUGCUAGAGUCUUCAGAAGCAAGACCAAAGAAAAAGAGAGGGAAGAACAGAAUGAGAAGACUUUGGGACACUCCAUGAGUCAUUUAAGCAACAUUUCUAAGGCUGGGAGUCCUCCGUCCACGACUGCUCCGGUGUCUGCCUUCUCUCGCACCUCCGUGACGCCAUCGAGCCAGGACAUCUGCAGUUCCAGUGCAGUGUUUUCUGAGUGUUGUCACCACAGUCCCGUGCAGUCUGCUGUUGUCUUGAAAGCUCCUCGAUGCCAGAGUUCUCUGACACAAGGGCUUACUGUGACAGUUAUCUGUAAAGACACAUUACAGGCACCUAAGAGAAAGUCCUUUGAUUCAGACCGGGACCAGGCCUGGAAGCCUGCUAAGAAUACUAAGGCCAGAAGACCACUCAAGUUCUCAAAGUCACUAAAUGAUGUGGGUGAGAAGGCCCAGGAUACUUUGGAAAGCUUUGACUAUAUGGAAAGAACUUGUUCUGAAGGGAAAUUGGUUCUCCCUCAAGAUCCAUGUCUCAGAAUGAACAGGCUCCAGCGUAAAGAGAAAAGAGCACCACAGCAUUGCCCACCUCCUGGCUAUCCCAAACAUUCUCAUGUCUUAUCUCUUUCUGCCAACCAUUCAGCUGCCUCAGAGGGGAGAGCUGGUAAGGGGGGCAUAUGCAUCCCACUUUUGGAAGAGAAAACAGAUGGUGAGGCCAGGUCCAGAAGCCACCGACUGCUGCGGUAUCUGUUCUCACUCUCUCACAACUCCAGCACCAGCAGCCUGCACAGAUUCCAUGAGCUGGAGAGCCAUGCAGGCCGCCUGCACACCACCAAGUCCUCCAGCUGGCUGGCAGGCAGCACGGGAUUCUGCUCUGACGAAAUGGGGGAUGAUGACGUCUUUGAGGAUACUUCAUCUGCCAUACUGAGAAGCAGGGUCCUGCGGGCGCCCCUCUGCUCUGUGGAGAAGGACAGUGACCUGGACUGUCCUUCUCCACUCUCUGAAAAAUGCCCUCCCAUCUCUCCUGUGUCCACCUCAGGGGAUGCCUGCAGGAUCUGCCACUGUGAAGGAGAUGAUGAGAGCCCUCUGAUCACGCCCUGCCACUGCACGGGAAGCCUCCACUUUGUGCACCAGGCCUGCCUGCAGCAGUGGAUCAAGAGCUCUGACACCCGCUGCUGUGAGCUAUGCAAGUACGAGUUCAUCAUGGAGACCAAGCUGAAACCUUUGAGAAAAUGGGAGAAACUACAGAUGACGGCCAGCGAGCGCAGGAAGAUCAUGUGCUCUGUGACGUUCCAUGUCAUUGCAAUCACUUGUGUGGUCUGGUCCUUGUAUGUGCUCAUCGACCGCACUGCAGAGGAGAUCAAGCAGGGACAGGUAACAGGAAUCCUAGAGUGGCCCUUUUGGACUAAAUUGGUAGUUGUGGCCAUUGGUUUCACUGGAGGACUUCUUUUUAUGUAUGUUCAGUGCAAAGUGUACCUACAACUGUGGAAAAGACUCAAGGCUUAUAACAGAGUCAUCUAUGUUCAGAACUGUCCGGAAACAUGCAAAAAGAAUAUCUUUGAAAAAUCUGCACUAACAGAGCCCAACUUUGAAAAUAAAGAAGGACGUGGAAUGUGCCAUUCCCACACAAAUUCUUCUUGCUUGGAGCCUGAAGACCCUGGAGCAGAAAUCAUUCAUGUCUAAGGGGUGAAAGGUGUCUUUCCCUGGACACUCAACAGCGAGCUGAAGGAGUUUGUUUACUGCCAAUUCUGUAUCUUCUUAGGUCCUUUAGUAGCAUAGACCAGGCAGGUGAUUAUUUAUGGUGGCCUGUCUCUAUCUGAACCCUCCUUGGUGAAAUUUCUGGAAAGCCCUCCUGUGGGCAGGAGCCAUUGUUAGGUCCCACUUCUGCGAGGCUGCUCUGUGGGUUGUGAAGUUGGAAGACCUUAUGCAGCAGUGGUGGGUAGCUGGCUGAGUGCUGGCCAAACCAGAGCACAGAACAGGUCAUGGGGUGAGGGGAUCCAUUAUGCGCAGCCAUCUCUGUCCUUGCCCUGGAACACAGUAUUGGAAAUGACUGGCCACAAAAAGGAUUCCUUUCUCACUAAAGAGAGCCAGAAAGACAGGAUGGUAGUAGCGCCUGCAAACCCUCGCCUCCGUGUCUGCUGAUGCCGCCACAUUGGCUCGGGAGUGGGUGAGGCCUUGGGGCCUGUGUCUGCUGGUGCGUGGUUCACUGAGCGAACAGCACUUUACAAAGAGAGUCUUUACCUUAGAGUACCUGUGUCUAGUGGCACCGGCACCUUAAAAAGGGUCACAUUUAGAAACCGUCCCUUAUUUUCACUGUUACCCUUUUUACGUCAAAAUAGAUCUGAAACCCUUCUUGCCUUAUAUAUUCUAAGUAAUGGGGCAUCCUCUGUGUCCAGAAAACAGACUCUCAGACAGACAGGUCUGAGGCUUUUUCCUAUAAUAGAGUUCAUGGGAAUUAAUGGAUGCUAAGUGGCAGUUACCAUAAUUCCUAUGAUUUGAGCCUGAUUCAUGAAAGUCCUAUCUCAUAAACCUGCCCAUACUUCUCUGUUGUUUUCAACAACAGAGCUGAAGGUUUUUGAGAUGUAAUGGAUCUGAGUAUAGCUGAGUACUUAGAAACUGAUUUUUUGACAGAACUGGGUAUACAGGGUGAGUGGACACAAACUGUUCUGGGCAUGUGCUAUGGACAUUCCUGUGGCCCACUGUGCUGGCUCCUACCUGGAGGUUUUGUGGGGUCACUGCUGAGGGAUAGGAGGUAGGCAGGCCGGCUCUGGGGUAAGACCUUGGUUUAAGUAGCAAGCUGCUAUGGACCGCUACAUUACUGCCCCAGCUCCCCCCACACACCCAUUGUCGCCUUAACCAGACCUAACAGAUAGGAUCACGUAAGGGUACUUGGCCCCAUGCAUGAUCCAUUCUGUCAUCAGGGAUCACAUCCUGUUCCAUUUUUCAUAAGACACAGAAAACCAAAAUCACCACCAUCAAAUGGCCUUUGUUCCUUUAAAAAGUCUGCUUAAAAUUUUCUUCUUGAAGGCCAAUGUCAAUGCCAGGCAAAUUGUCAACUCUGGGAGUUGCCUAGGAGGCCCGAAACAUGACAAGAGGGGUCUAGACUUGAGGUGACUGCCAUUCAACUCUAGUGUGUGCAGAGCCUGCUACAGGGAGCAUUGCAGUGCCUGGCAUCCUGUCCGUCUUUCUCAGCCUUAGGCACUUCACUCAUCCUGUUCAGAGUAUAAGGCAGACACAGGAGUUCUUUGUGGUUCCCAGUAGAAGCCCUGAGGUUGGUUUGUUGGGGCAGAUGCAGGCCACAGGGUCUGAGCCUGGAAAGGGCUGGAGGGGUGGGGGGAGGUUUUGUUUGCUGUUCCAUUGUCUGCCCCCUGGGCUCUUCUGAGGAGCUUCUGUGUCCUGGCCUUCUUCUAGCCAGCAGCUGCUAUCCAAACAGCUAACCCCUGAGGUCAGCCUCCCAGGCUGCAUUCUGUGUUCACUGCCCCAAAGUGCAAUUACCCAUGGAUCCUCGAAGCCUGGGCAAACAAGAUAGCUACGGAGUACCCAGUAGGGAGCUGAAUCUUGAGUCUACCCUGACUCUGCCCCUUAGCAACUGCCCAAACUGAAUCCCCAGGCCUGUUUACCUGUCCCUGCCAUCGUGCUCUAAACAUUGUGUGGAACGCACGUCAUGAUGAGAAUGGACGUCUAAGUGUGAACGCCUAACAUGGCACUUAAGGUUUCUUUACAGAGGAGAAUGUGCCUAGCCAAGGGCAGCCCCUGCAUAGCUAGCAUGGGGGGGGGGGUGCUGGCACUCCAGCAUGGCUCUCAUGUUGGCCUCGUGCAGACCGCCUGCUGAGGAAGGCCGAUUCCCGUCUCCCUCAUCUGGCCACUCUCUUCCCCCUGCCAUGGUGCUUGCCACCCCUUGCUCUUCUCUCCUGCAGGUUCUAGUUCCGCAUCUCUGAUCCAGCGAAUGACUGCGCCUACUGGUGACUUUACAACGUCUACACCGUGCUGCCUGCUAGCAGAGGCUCUGGCUCUGCCCAGUAUCCCCUAGUCUGGGAGGUCUGUCUCUCCCAUUCCUCCUCAAUUUGCAUCUGGCUUUAAUAGGAGGAUGGCAUAUGGCUAAACCAAAUCGACCCGGGAUGCAGCUCAGGGCCAGGUGAAUGGGAAGAGGAAGGCAGCCCGGGUGUGCCGCUGCCAGCCCUCUCUACACCCAUGUGUACUAGUCCCCCUGGCACACUUCUCACUUUUCCUGCCUAAAGUCGUUUGGGAUUUGUGUCCACGUUUACUGCAAAAAUUUCCCAGAAACCUUGUUAAAGUUCUCUUCUUAUCCUGGGCCCCUGUGUCUCCUUUUUUGCUUCAGUCCAGUCUUAAUCAUGUAGGCCUAGCUUCCACUCCUGUGGGUAACUCCACCUGGCCACAGAAGUGCAGGCCUCAGGUUAGCGGAGGGGAUCAGAAUUGCUCAGGACAUUAGGCAAGGCCUGGAGGACAGGAGGCCUUGGGGUGAGGGCAGGCAGGGUGCAGAGCCACGCUGCUCCGGAUGCGGCUGGAUGCACAGGAAAGCUGGUCCUUACAUCUGUAGCCCCAUGGGGAGAUGGAAACAUUGGGAAAUAAAACAUUUAUUGUUGUCUUGGGAGUAAUUGUUGAAGUUGUACAACUGAUUGGUGCACAUUUAGAUGCAAUGUUUAUAGAAAGUUGAUUGUUAAUAAAAACCAAAUUUACACUGGCAUGUGUGGUGUAGUUUCUAAAAGACACUUCACAUUUUACAUUUUUUCUUAACUUAGAAAAUUUCUAGUUAUCUAAAUGUCUAGUUUUGUACACUUUUGUGUAUGUUCACUGUUUCUCAGUAUUACCACUUGAAUAAUUCUCUGUACAGCGGUUUUGUUUGUGCUAUACCUGGGGUGUCUAAUUGCAGCAAUAAAACCUUUCUUUAUAAAGGA
This is a messenger RNA of Jaculus jaculus (lesser Egyptian jerboa), 5150 nucleotides long. RefSeq names its product membrane associated ring-CH-type finger 8 (gene Marchf8). The record is from RefSeq and is a predicted model, not a curated record. Gene Ontology annotation, cellular component: early endosome membrane; lysosome; cytoplasm. The transcript is spliced from 8 exons. Gene Ontology annotation, biological process: antigen processing and presentation of peptide antigen via MHC class II; protein polyubiquitination; immune response. Lineage: Eukaryota; Metazoa; Chordata; Mammalia; Rodentia; Dipodidae. Gene Ontology annotation, molecular function: ubiquitin protein ligase activity; zinc ion binding; MHC protein binding. Bases 202 to 1917 code for a protein of 571 amino acids.